CGGCAACACAUGACAUUAAGGUCUAUAUAUGAUGCAAUAGUCAACGAAGACAUAAGCUGAAUUUAUUCAUGCCAGUAAAGAUGGAAGGUGCAUAUUUAAGAAGGAAAUCAUCAGAAAUAGAAUUGAGUGAUAUAUUCAAAGCAAUGUCAACGGCCAGUGAUCGAAAAAUGGAGGACUUUCCAGAUCAUUUUGAAAACUUACAAUCGUCAUCUGAGUCACAUGAGCGAACAUUUUUAUCACAGAAUCGUUCGUUUGAUAUGUUAAAGCAGCCAUCUGAACCAUACGAAAGAAUGUUUUCAUCACCACGUCGGACGAUGUCAGCACCUUCCCCCGUUCUCUUGGAUCAGAAUGAAAACAUACAAACAGAAUCACUUGCUGAUAAGACAGACAGACUCUCGAGCCUAGAAAAGAAAGUCUUGUCACAACAAGACGAGAUUGUUAUACUGAAGUCUGCUUUGGCAAACAUCUUGAGGAGGCUCGGAGCAGUAGAGGAAAGUGCAAAGAGACCAAAAGGUCGCAUGAUGCCAUCAAUACCCACAACAUCGUCAUCUAUUCAACCUGCUGCGCUUGUCCGUCCAUCUCGACAUUCAAUAAGUUCUGCCCCAAGAAGUAAUCGAUUAGAUGAAGAUACCAGUGAUAGUCUUGGUUACAACAUCAAUAUGGUUAAGGGCCUGCUGAAAUCAAUGAGAGCCAAGUCUCCUUUACCGCGUAGUGUGGAUAAAACCUCGGUGACAGUGACAACUGUUCCUACGACAACGGUAACCUCAGCGUCGUCAACAUCGAUAGCGUUAGAGUCUGUAACUGACCUAAAGACUAACGAAUUAAGAACUGGAAAUCAGCGGAAAACGUCAGUCGUAGAAAUGAAUACUGGACGUACUGAAAAUGCCGAAGCAAAAACAAAGGUUAAAUAUUCGAGUGAUUCAACAGAACAAAUUGUCAUCUCUCCCACCACCAGUCGUAUCAGUGUAAGUCCUACCCGUAGUUUUACUAAUCCUGGUAACACUGAUCAAGGAGAAGAUAAUCCUUGUAACAGUUGUAUUGGAGAUGACAUGACACCUUGUGACCCAGAUGCAAGUAAUAUGCUUGCUCGUGGGAUCACUUUUGAAAAAGAUGUGAAGCCUAUCGGUCMUKUUCGCGACAUCACUAAACCUAGUAACUCCAUUGUAAGCGUUGUACCUUCUCAAACACCGAAGGAUGACACUAGCAGUCCUCUCGCCAGUCCUGUUCAAGACGUGUUCAGCCCUGUUGACUCUAUACCAACUCCUGAACAUAUUCGUAAACAGAGCGAUGAAAAUGAUAGCUUAAAUAUAACAAGUCCAAGUCCYCUCGAUGAUUUCAACAACACGACGCGUACAAAUAAUUCAAGUUGCACAGAUAAAAGCCCUCGUUCCAGUCCUUCUGCAGAUAUCACAAUUUCAAGAGAAUCAGUAACAGCUACUGCGCGUGCGCGUGUGGUAAGUGAUAAAACUGAAAGCCGUCCUCGCAUAAGUGCACGUCAUCUAAGUGAACCUAAGCCAACCCUGACGCGGCGUGCAAGUGAGGCUGACUUGACAACCACCUCCAACAAACGCACAAGAUCCAAAACAGUUAGUAGUUCUACUUCCUUGAAAUCUCCUAGAAACUCCAUCAGGAAAAAGGGUUCAAAUCUUCAACGCCACUCAUCGACAAGCUCACUAAAUAUGAAAGUGGAUGAUCCAAAUUCGAAAGCACAACGAGAUGAKCCUACUCGUCUGUAUAUUCGUGGCCGCUCGCUAAACCUUUAUCCUCCAAGCGACUUUGUUGAAGACAAGAAUGUAGGGCUUCCACCGGACCAGACGUUGCAAUUAGAAUGGAUCUAUGGAUAUCGUGGAAGAGAUUGUCGUGACAAUCUUUUCUAUCUACCAACUGGUGAGAUGGUGUAUAAUAUAGCGGCAGUGGUCGUGCUGUUUAAUCAGGAGACUGGAURCCAAAGGCAUUACUUGGGUCACAACGAUGACGUYAAAUGCAUUGCUCUGCACCCAAACAAGCUUUAUUUGGCAAGUGGGCAAGUUGCAGGCCAUGACAAGGACGAAGGAAGGCCUCAUGUUCGUAUAUGGGACUCUACAACACUUGAAACCCUUCAAGUUCUUGGUAUUGGACACUUUGAACGAGCAAUAUCCUGUUUAGCCUUCACUGUCAAGGACAGCGGUCGGCAUCUUGUAGUGGUUGAUGAAUCUAAUGAGCACGCUAUAUCUUACUGGGACUGGCAAAAUAAAAAGAUGAUAUCUGAAAACAAGGGUUCAAGCGAUCCCGUCCUUAUGACAGUCUGUCAUCCACAUGACCAAUCGGUCAUCGUAUCUUGCGGCAAGUCACACAUUGCGUUCUGGACUGUGCUUGAGUCUGGUGGUCUAAUGAAGAAGAUGGGAGUCUACGGGAAAUUUGAAAAGCCUCGUUUUGUGCUGUGUAUGUGUUUUUUGAAWGAUGGGARCCUUCUCACAGGAGACUCGAAUGGAAACGUAUUGGAGUGGCCUCAAGGUACUAAUCAUAUUGGCAAGGCAGUUCUUGGAGCGCAUGAGGGACCARUAUUUUCUCUUUGUGCUUUGGAUGAUGGCGGCUUUUUGUCCGGUGGUGGACGCGAUAGGCUCCUUGUUCUGUGGAACGAAAGCUAUCAGGCUCUCAAGGAAAUCGAGCUUCCCGAGAGCGCUGGCCCUGUGAGAGCGAUAGCACGUGGCGUCGCCAACGAAGAUGGAGAAUACCAGAUAKCCGUUGGUACAACCAAGAACUCACUACUUACAGGAACGUUUGASAAUGGUUUGUCSUCUCUGAUCACAGGCCAUACUGAUGAGCUAUGGGGUCUUGCUAUUCACCCAACAAGACAUGUCUUCGUAUCCUGUGGUUAUGACAAGCAAAUAAUGCUUUGUAAUGCUGAAAAUCACACGGUUAUAUGGAAAAAACAGUUCGAGGAAUCGCUUCAAUCAGCUGCUUUCCAUCCAAAGGCCUUUGUUCUCGCCGUUGGUACUCAAAGUGGUAACUGGAUGGUUCUUGACACUAUUACGGGGAGUCAACUAGAAGCUUUUCACGACGGCCCCGAGCAACUUGAUGCUAUUAAGUAUUCACCAGAUGGAAAGUACAUUGCUGUUGGGUCUCAUGAUAACUUUAUCUACAUAUACACYGUUAGUGAGGAUGGACGGACAUAUCGACGACAUGGAAAGCUGUCUGGUCAUUCAAGCUUUGUUACGCAUCUGGAUUGGUCCAGUGAUAGUCAAUACAUACAGAGUAACUCAGGAGACUAUGAGAUUCUCUACUGGAACGCCCAUCGCUGCAARCAAGUAGUUUCAGCAUAUUCCAUGAGAGACGUUAAGUGGCAUACAUGGACAUGUGUACUWGGUUUUCCCGCAUGUGGUAUUUGGCCGGAAGGUGCUGAUGGUACCGACAUCAAUGCUUGCUGUAGGUCUGAAAGCUCGGAGUUCAUGGUAACAGGGGACGACUUCGGACAAGUAAAUUUCUUUCGUUAUCCUGUGACGAAAAUAAAGUCGGACUGUCAAAAUUGCUUGGGACACAGCUCUCACGUGACGUGCGUGCGUUUCACGUGCGACGACACCAGAGUAAUAUCUACGGGAGGAAAAGACUGCAGUGUGAUGCAAUGGAAAAUCAUUGGCUAACAAAAGUUAGGAUUGGAUUACCGCUGGUUUGCAAGCUUUCCGCCCUCCGUAAAUUAUUCCUGUCCKGAAGACAGAGAGAUCUUCUAAAAUCUGAUAAACAAGAAUAAUGAUUUUCCACUUUCUAAAAUCUUUGAUUAAAAAGGAAUAACUUUAAUAAAUACUUAUUUUCAUUUAGAGACACUUGUGAUGAAUAAUCUUAUGUCACUUUGAGCCAUAUGGUAUAUGAAAGCCUAUUACACAGUUUGCCCGCA
Molecule: messenger RNA, 3871 nt
Organism: Exaiptasia diaphana
Lineage: Eukaryota; Metazoa; Cnidaria; Anthozoa; Actiniaria; Aiptasiidae
Product: 77 kDa echinoderm microtubule-associated protein
Exons: 27
Coding region: 69-3620 (1183 amino acids)
Biological process (GO): microtubule cytoskeleton organization
Cellular component (GO): mitotic spindle
Molecular function (GO): microtubule binding
Source: RefSeq, a predicted model, not a curated record